This is a messenger RNA of Apis florea (little honeybee), 1602 nucleotides long. RefSeq names its product F-box only protein 22. The record is from RefSeq and is a predicted model, not a curated record. Gene Ontology annotation, molecular function: protein binding. Lineage: Eukaryota; Metazoa; Arthropoda; Insecta; Hymenoptera; Apidae. Gene Ontology annotation, biological process: positive regulation of proteasomal ubiquitin-dependent protein catabolic process; protein polyubiquitination.
CAUGACAUAAGUAACUACGAUAAAUAGUAAAUACUAAAUGCACAAAUAACGAUUUAAGACAUUAGAGUAUUUGAAAAAGUUUAUGCAAUAAAAACAAUCGUUUUACAUUAUACGUGUAAAUAAAUGGAGAACUUACCAGCAAAAAGAAGUUAUGAAGAUGAUGAUAGUACAUCGAAUUCGAAAGAAAGAAAAAAGCUUAAUACUAGUCGGUACUUAACCUAUGACGUUUUAAGAAUUGUAUUUAAAUAUUUGAAUGGAAUGGAACUAUCGAACGCUUCAAUGGUUUGCAGGUGUGGAAACGUUCAUUAUUUAUAUAAAGUUCUUAUAUCUUAAAUGAAAGAAAAAUUCAUUGUUUAUUCAUCGUAGAAGUCUACCCAGUCGAGAGAUAAACAUUUGACAAAAAUCUUGGUUAGAAGUGGCAAAUGAUGAAAAACGAACAAGAGGAGGUCCUAUCUGUUUUAUAGAAAAUUUAGAAAUGGGUGUGGAAUACUUUAAUAUUCAAAUUACUGAAAAAUUAAGAAUCAAACCAACAUUAGGAUUAAUUUUUAAAGCUCCACGUAGAUUAUAUAGUAAACAAGAUUGCCAUUGUAAAAUACUUCCAAAAAAUUGUGAUGCAAUAACACUUGCCACAUUUGGUAUACUUAUCAAUAAUAAAGAAAUGGAAAGUGCUUUAGACAAUAUUGUAUGUGCAUUUUUACCUGAAAUACCAGAUGUAACAAUCACAAUUGUUGCAUUUUCAAAAGAUAAAGUACAACAUUAUAGACGAAUGAAAAAAGCUCUUAGCAGACAUGGAACUAAUGGAUCUAAAUGUCUUUUAUUAUUUUGUAAUCAAAGAGGUCGUGCUUUAGCACAAACAGCUGCAGGGGGACUACAAUUAUGUAACAAAACAGUUAAACCUUCUGUAUGGGGAGGAGUAGUCAAGGAUUUAUAUGUGUGUAAUUCAAAAAAUCCUACAAGUGAUGAUUGUGCUCAAUUUGCAUUUUGUGUUGGAAUUACUAUAGUUGGAUCAAUAGAUUCAUGGUCUAUAGUUAUGGAUGAAAGUUAUAAAACUAAAGAAUUAGUUGAACAGAGAUUAAAGUUAUUCAAGAGUCAUAUUUCUUUAAAAAAACAUUCCAUGGGUUAUUUCAAUGAUAGAAAUGAAAGGAAGCGUAGAAGCUUGCUCGGCCGUUUUUCCUCAGAAAUAAAUGCACGCGCGAAUGAUUCUGACCUUUUCAUGUGUUAUACUAUUAAAAAUGAUAAGGAAGAAAUCACGGAAUUGGGAUGUACUAAUAAUAAAAACUUUUGCGGUAAUAAUAAAAAUUGUAGCACAUGUAAAACAGACAACUGUAAUUCGGCAACAUCAAAUGUUGUAUUCGCUUCUAUGGUGUUCUCUUUGUCAGUAAUCAUGUUUUUCGUGAAGUAAAUUUGUCAAUCUAUUUAUUAUAAAGCACACUUUUUCGAGAAUCAAACAUGUAUCAAUCGAUUUUCUUCGUCUUUUCGUGAUCAACAUCGAUAUUUAAUUUAAAAGCAACAAAAUUUUAUAUAUCGUUAUUUAUAAUGUCAAAUUUCUGUGUUUGUGUCUAAUUGGCCAAUAAAAACUUGUUUUAUGUUACCUAAAUUAAA